Cydia pomonella (codling moth) is the source of this 835-nucleotide messenger RNA. Its product is annotated as adenosine 5'-monophosphoramidase HINT3-like. Bases 136 to 567 code for a protein of 143 amino acids. The transcript has 3 exons. Lineage: Eukaryota; Metazoa; Arthropoda; Insecta; Lepidoptera; Tortricidae. The record is from RefSeq and is a predicted model, not a curated record. Gene Ontology annotation, molecular function: catalytic activity.
AGUUUUAAACAAUGACUUAAAUAGUUUUACUAAACGUCAAUAUAAACUUUAAUCUGUCAUUGUUUCUGUCAAAAUCGUCUUAAGACAGAAGCGUAAACACUGAUUUUACAGUUUUACGCUAAAUUCCUAUUAACAAUGGCUGCAGCAGCCCCCGAAGCCCCAUCUAAAACAACUUGUAUAUUCUGUAAUAUUGUGAACAAGCUAGAAAACACAGAGAUACUGUACGAAGAUGAAGAAGUUUGCGUUUUUCGGGACAUCCGACCAGCAAGUCGGUUCCACAUUUUGACCAUUCCGAAAAGGCAUAUAGAAGACGUUAAAUCCUUAACAGCGGCUGAUAAAGACUUAGUUGAAAAGCUGCUAACUGUAGCCAAAGAGAUGUUGACCAAGAACGGCCUGUCAGAAGACGUUGCCAGGUUCGGUUACCAUUGGCCACCAUUCCGGAGUGUAAAGCAUCUUCACCUGCACACCAUAGCUCCGGAGAGUGAAAUGGGGUUCUUUGCCAAAAUGAUGUUCCUGAAGGAUUCUUACUGGUUUGUCUCGCCUGAUUACGUGAUCUCAAGACUAUGACGGAACUGAUAUUGAUAUUCCAAGUAAUCCAAGUUGUGCACAUGAGCGGAGAACACGAAUAUCGACCAAGUUGUAAUGAGCUUGUCAUUUGAUUUGGAACCUAACGAGAAGGGAGUUAGGUCCUAUUUUGCGCGUACAAUUUAUUUGCGAUAAAUACUUGUAUAUGUAACGUACCUAAUGGUUAAUGGUUAUUACUGUAGUAAUGUAAUCGUAUUUAUUCUUAUUUAUUGUUGUUUUAUUGGGUUAGAAUACACGAUUAAAGUUAUAA